UGAUUUUUGAUCAAAUUUUGAUUUAUGUUUGAUGUUUUCUGUGUUCUGUUUGUCAUAAUGAUUAUGUCAGAAGCAAAGAAUAUAUUGGAAAUAUAAGCCAUGUGUGAAAAGAUUCAGACUUUAAAUUGUAAGUUUUACAUUUAAUGACUGCAAUUGGGUGAACACGGUGCUAAUAAACUAGUAUAAAUGUACCUUUUACUACUUUGCUAUUCCACAAAUAGGUAUAGUGCUACAAAAUUAACGUUACAUAUUCUGUGAUGGCAUAACUCAAUGUUUUAAAACAAGAUCAAAUAGCUGUGGGUGUUCAAUGAACCAAAUAUUCGUUGUCAUCAGUUUCCAUGAGGAGCAAAAACACCUGCACAUACUGUGAUCAUGGCUGCUAAGAUGCCUUCUCAGGGAGGUUCCUCUGUACAGUCAGAUCUCAGAAUUGUGAUCGUAGGAAAUGCUGGAGAUCAUAAGAAUAAAGUGGUAAAAUCAGUGCUGAACUGUGAGAAUCCGACAGGAGUGAAAGUUGGGCUCUGUACUUUACAUCAGUGUGAACAUGAAGGAAUAAGGAUCAGUGUUGUUGAAGCACCAGGAUGGGAUAAAGUCUCAAAGCAAACCCCAAAAAGCAUCAAGAAAGAAGUUGUCAGAAGCGUGUCACUAUGUCCUCCAGGACCUCACGCUCUUCUUCUGGUCAUUCCUGUAAAAACUCUCUCUAAAGAACCUUCUACCAGUGAAAUUACAGCAGCACAGAUGCACAUGGAGUUGCUGUCAGAGCGCAUCUGGAAACACACUAUCCUGCUGUUUGCUUGUGAUGAUGGCCUGGAGGAACCACAAAUCAAAGAGCACAUUCGCGGCUCAAAAAAAAUCCUGGAAAAGUGUGGAGGACGAUCCUAUGUUCUUCAGAAGAGCGCUUGGGAAUCUCCCGCUCAGAUCAAUGAACUAUUAAAGAAGAUAGACAACCUGGUGAAGGAGAAUCAUGGUGAUUUCUUCAUACCACAAGCUGAACUGAAGCAUGAAGUCAUACCGCGCAAGACAAAAGCGUCUGGAAAGAGUGAGAUCAGACACAGACGUGGAAGUUUGGACAAUCCUCCUACCUUGAAUAAAGAUAAAGGAGAUUCUAGGGAGAGGAAAGAAACCAAAGAGGCUGACAAACAUACACCUUUAGAAGACACUCCAAAAAUCUACAUGGACGUCAAACAGUUUGUAGUGAUAUUGAUGGCUGUAGUUGGAGCACUUAUUGGUGCAGUUACUGGAGCUCAAAAUGGAGUUUCAGGGUCUUGCAUGGGAAUAAUCUUUGGUGUUGUUGUAGGGAUUUUACUUGCCAGUUUCUCCAUGUACAUUUACACUCCACACAUUUAUUCACACUCUUAUCUAAAGAAACCUACACAGCGUACAUCAUAAGCACUUGAAUCACAAAGUUUGGAAGUUACAAGCUAGUACAGAUAUAAAAGUGCAAACAGUCCAGCUUUAUAUGCUUUAUAUUAAAGAUGUGCAGGUGUUUGCUGGAUUUUGUGUCCUGUUGUGUUCAUGGAUUUGCCUGAGCGAUUGUGUGAAGAAGAGAAUGUGGAGUCCAGAGCUACAGUGAAAACAGCAAUAUACUUUAUAAACACGCUGAUGUUUCUUAAAUCUUCUGUGAAGGAUCUUACACAUUUCAGGUGUUUUUUUUAAACACAUCAGCGUGUUUUAUUAUGUUUCUCGUGUGUCAUCAUGGGGCUUUAAAUGACUGUACAAGCACUGUGCAAAUAAAAUUUAUUUUUCACUAAAAUAAUUUUUGUUUGUUUAGGAUAUGUAUAGGUUACGUCUAAACUAAAUUUAUGGCCCAGUAAGCAGAUACUAAGAUUUUGGAAAAUAUAUUGACAUUUAAUGGUAUUUCAUUGCAGUUUAUUGGUAAAUCAUAAACACACGUGUCAUAAAUAAUGUCAGGCCAUUUUCCAUUUCUGGAGUUUGCACCUACUGCAACAAUUUACUGAUAAAACAAGCUCCGGCUCUGGAAUAAGCAAGAGUUUAUUCAUGGAACUACAGAGAGAUGAAAUUCAUUAGAUUCACUGGAAAUAUUACUUUAUCUUUUGUUGAUUCCCAUUUGUUGGUGCUUUCAUCCUUUAUGCAUUUAUUAAAUGUAAACUAUUUAGGAUAUAAUGUACUAUGAAUAGGUUUAAAGUGUUUCUAGUGAGGUUUAGUUUUGUGGAGCUCAUAGCGCCCUCUGCUGUCAGCGCCUCGUGUGGCUACCGGAAAUACAACGUGCUGCAUCCCGGAAAUACUCACUGCUAGUGGCGCGAAAUCUCUGGUCAUUCUUGGGUAAUUACAUUAAACUGCGUCUUAAACUGUUUUAAAUGGUGUUUCUAAAUCUUGUAUAAGACAUGGGCAUCCAUACUCAAGUGUACAGAAGGAUGAAAUAACUUUUCAGGACAAAGACAACAUGAAGAGCAACAAAUAAAUACGAGUAAAGGUGAAGAUGAGCAAACGCAGAUCAGCCGCUCUCACUGAAAUCCAGCGCGUCUGAACUAUUUUAAACAUUUCUUUCAAAACAUUACAUGUUUUCAGCAGUUUUUGUUUUUAGUUUGUUCCAAAAGGUUUAUGUAUAAUUGUAUAAAUGUAAGAAAUCUGGUUCAUAAUUCAGAAGCUAAAUUAUUUAUUUUUUUCAGUCAACAAAAUUCACAGGUUUAUGAAAUAUUCAGCUUAAAUAUUUCCAAAACCUGCUUAACUGGUAUAAUCAUGUAGUAUUUUGUAGAACACUUCUUUAAUAUUAUUAACAUGUUUCCACAUUUUCCAUGCUUUGUCCCAAUGGAUACAUAAAUAAAUAAAAAAGACCCCCCAAAACUCUUGCUGCAGGAUAUUUUUCUCACAAAAACCCAUCACUUCGCUUCAGAAGGCCUUUAUUAACCCCCUGGAGCUGUAUGGAUUAUAUUUAUGAUGGAUGGAUGCAUUUUUUUGGGCUUCAAAACACGCCCCCUGUCCACUACCAUUAUAAAUCUUUGGAGAGCAAGAAUAUUUUUAAAUAUAUCUCCGAUUGUGUUCGUCUGAAAGAAGAUAGUCAUAUACACCUAGGAUGGCUUGAGGGUGAGUAAAUCAUGGGAUAAUUUUCAUUUUUGGGUGAACUAACCCUGUAUAUCGCAGAUGUUUCAUAUCAUAGUUUUGCCGGAUCCUCGUGGACCAACGAUGAAGACGGAGUUACUUUCUCCAGUGCAUUUCAACAGCUCCAGCAAGUGCCUGAACACACACACACACACACACACACAGACAGACACAGACAGAGCGUAAGAAUCCACACACACAUUUACAGCAGACAGGUCAGAUAUUGUGUAACUGGACACACUCGUGCUGUGAGUCCAGACCCGCGGGCUGAUCCGGCAGCUUCUGGUAACACAGUCUCUCAUGCAGAAGCCUCUGAGCCUGCAGACACGAUCACACCAGUAAACACUGCAGAAAUGUGUAGAGACAGAAUCAUCAGAAAACCAUUUGACAUUACACAGAAGAACAUGUAUUUAAUGUCAAUUAACCAGACACACAGUUACAAAUUUUGCAAUCUUUAUGUAUUAAAGGUCUUUAUGUAUUUGCAACUGUAUAGCUGAUAUUUGAGAAAGUAUCUGGAUUUUUGAAACAUAUGACCAACUAUGAGAUCCUACGAAAUCACACCACCAGAGCUCGCAUGCGCCUUAUAUCCAAUUAUUAAAUAUUAAUUUACCAGGGUAAAGUAUUGUUCAAAGUUCAUAAACAACACCAUAAACUGCAUAAAGGAAAGUAUUUUUUAUACGGAUGUAAAGGUACAGAAAAACAAGCUGCUAACAAGGCGAGAGCAAAAACACCUGAGCAGCUGCACAUACUGUGAUCAUGGGUGAUACAUCUUCUAAGAGUAGAUCAACUGAUCGAGAAAAGGGUAGAAAUAUUUCGUGAACGUGAGCAGACACAUGGAACUUUCCAUAUAAAUGUUCUUAACGUGAAAUAUGAAAUCAAAGAAGAUCCAGAAAAGAAGACAAAGAAAGUAUAUAUGGACACCCACAAAUUGACGGCUAUAGUUGGAGCACUGAUUGGUUCAGUUGCUGGAGCUCAAUAUGGAGUUUCAGGGUCUUGCAUGGGAAUAAUAUAUGGUGUUCUUGUAGGGAUUGCGCUUGGAAAAUUGGUAUGAUCAAAAAGUUAUGGUAACAUGUUUGUACAUUACUUUUUUGUUACGAUCACCAGCUGGAGUGCCUUUGAUAUCAACCAUAGGGCACUCCCCUCAUGUUCAUUGCCUUUCACACAUGGACUACACUUCCCAUAAUCCAUUGCUCAGACUCAUCAUGUGUGAUUACAUCCACCUGUGUCUCAUUUACCUUGUUAACCUAUAUAAGCCUGGUUUAUUCAGUCAUUCAUUGUGAAAUCGUUCACUGCGUUUCUGAGUGCUCUGUCUUUGGUUUCUCAUGUUCAUGGUUUUUGACUUCUUGCUCAUUUCCUUUGGACAGUUUACUUGUGUUUUGAUCUCUGCCUGUUUUUUAGAUUAUGUCUUUGGGUUACCCUUUUAAUAAACUACUGCAUUUGGAUCCUCAA
This is a messenger RNA of Ctenopharyngodon idella (grass carp), 4506 nucleotides long. Its product is annotated as GTPase IMAP family member 4-like. The transcript has 7 exons. NCBI's taxonomy places the organism in Eukaryota, Metazoa, Chordata, Actinopteri, Cypriniformes, Xenocyprididae. Bases 373 to 1386 code for a protein of 337 amino acids. The record is from RefSeq and is a predicted model, not a curated record. Gene Ontology annotation, molecular function: GTP binding.